AUGACGAUUAUACUUCGGGAUGUAGCGGUUAUUUCUGGUAUUCGUGUAGAUGGUGAGCCCGUGACUAGUACUAUAUUGCACCCGUGGUCGGAUAUUUGUCAGGCACUUUUAGGAGCUGUGCCGGAUGACAUCAGAGCUGGUCAGAUUAGACUAGAUUGGUUAUACCAGUACUUUCGCCAUAUACAUUUGGAUGCCCUUGCUGGAGUAGUUGCAGCUACAGCACACGUCUACAUGUUAUAUCAAAUUGGGUGUAGCUUGUUUCUCAACCCCACCGGAUAUAGAGUUUAUUUGAAGUGGCUGCCACUUUUGGAGAAUUUUGAUGAGUGA
This is a messenger RNA of Ananas comosus (pineapple), 327 nucleotides long. RefSeq names its product protein MAIN-LIKE 1-like. The coding region runs from base 1 to 327 and encodes 108 amino acids. The transcript has a single exon. The record is from RefSeq and is a predicted model, not a curated record. Lineage: Eukaryota; Viridiplantae; Streptophyta; Magnoliopsida; Poales; Bromeliaceae.